Rhodamnia argentea is the source of this 1696-nucleotide messenger RNA. RefSeq names its product probable pectinesterase 8. Bases 324 to 1514 code for a protein of 396 amino acids. Gene Ontology annotation, biological process: cell wall modification. Gene Ontology annotation, molecular function: pectinesterase activity. The transcript has 5 exons. The record is from RefSeq and is a predicted model, not a curated record. Lineage: Eukaryota; Viridiplantae; Streptophyta; Magnoliopsida; Myrtales; Myrtaceae.
AGGACGAUGAUGCUUCUUAGUUUUGGUCCCUGUGGGGUUGGGAGAUGUCAAAAACCGAAGCUUUAGCGUUUUCUAGUUCUCUUUCCCUUGGCCUUUUCUUCUGCGGUCCUUCUGUAAGCUUUGAAGUUUGGUAGCGAAGAAAGAUCGAUUUUUUUUCCUUUUCGUUUCUUGAAUUCACAAGACGAAAAGGGUCGGGGUGAUUUGCAAGACAUGCAACCAAUCCGUGCACUUCAAGAGCAUGUCUUUGCAUUUCUUUACCAGUUCAUAUAUAACUCGCCCGUUCUCACCAACUUGAAUUCAAUCGCUCACCGCCAAUCGCAGCAAUGGGUUUCCGAACGGCGUAUCUCGUCAUCCUAAUUGCUGUUCUUGCCGUUCUUGCCGUCUUCGCUUCCACUGAUUUUGCAGUCCCGAUCUCGUUCUCUUCCCUUAGAGAUCUUUCCUUCGGUGCUGAGCUCUUCACCUUUCUAUCUCGUGGUCCUUGGGCCCUCUUUGAGCAGCAUGUUGCUCGCCACCACCACCGGCACCGCAAGCACCUGGAUGAUGGCCAGAGGAAGGUCUCCAUUUGCGACGACUUCCCGCCCGACAUUCCCCCUCCGGAGACUAACACGGCGUUGACCUUCUGCGUGGACCGGAAUGGGUGCUGUAACUUCACCACGGUCCAAGCAGCUGUGGACGCGGCGGGCAACUUCAGCCAGAAAAGGACCGUGAUUUGGAUCAACAGCGGCAUCUACUAUGAAAAGGUGAUCAUCCCAAAGGCGAAGCCGAACAUCAUGUUUCAAGGACAAGGGUACCUUUCGACUGCGAUCGUGUGGAACGACACGGCUAAUUCUUCGCACGGCACAUUCUACAGCGGCUCGGUGCAAGUCUUCUCAAACAAUUUCAUCGCGAGGAACAUUAGCUUCAUGAACGUUGCUCCGAUUCCGAGCCCCGGAGACCAAGGAGCACAAGCGGUGGCGUUUAGGAUCGCGGGCGACCAAGCUUCCUUUUGGGGUUGUGGGUUCUUCGGAGCCCAAGACACACUUCACGACGAUAGUGGUCGCCAUUACUUUCGGGAUUGCUAUAUCCAAGGCUCUAUUGACUUCAUCUUCGGCGACGCGAGGUCUUUGUACGAGAACUGCCAAUUGAUUUCCAUGGCCACCCCUGUGCCCCCGGGGCAGAAGCUGAUCAAUGGGGCGGUCACGGCGCAUGGGCGAGUUUCCAAGGAUGAGAACACCGGCUUCGCGUUCCUGAAAGCCAGCAUUGGGGGCACAGGGAGAAUAUUGCUUGGCCGGGCAUGGAGGCCGUUCUCUCGGGUCGUCUUUGCUUACACGACCAUGACCGACAUCAUCGCACCUGAAGGCUGGAACGACUUCAAUGAUCCCGCCAGCGACCAGACGGUAUACUUCGGAGAAUAUAAUUGCUCAGGAGCAGGAGCCAACAUGAACUUAAGAGCACCAUAUGUUCAGAGACUAAAUGAUACUCAGGCUUCACCUUUUCUCAACAUCUCCUUCAUUGAUGGGGAUCAAUGGCUGUGAUGAGCUCUCGCUACAACAUUGAUGCCAUUUUUCAAUUUCCAACCGAUUAUUUAUUUUCGCGGGUCGGGAAAACUAAUUAAUAAUUCCCACAACGAAGUGUUCAUACACAAUGAUAUACAUGUACCUCUUUCGUUUUAAGUAUCAAUGACAUUCUAUUGACUGGUGGAAGUUCUCUUCUUCAA